Molecule: messenger RNA, 2412 nt
Organism: Naegleria fowleri
Lineage: Eukaryota; Heterolobosea; Eutetramitea; Acrasida; Naegleriidae
Exons: 2
Coding region: 1-2412 (803 amino acids)
Source: RefSeq, a predicted model, not a curated record
AUGAGUUUUAAGGUCUUUCCAGAUGCACAAGAGCAUGAGCGAGAUUGGACCUAUGAGAAGAAUUCUCAUGAUCUUGAGGAUCAGCACCACCUCUCACCAUCUUUGUCGUGUUCGUCCUCCAUUAUAUCUUCUGAAAUAUCGUCCUCGGAUUGGAUGUUGCCCGAUUUAUCAAAUGCUCCUGAACUCAAGAUCCAUCACGUGCAUUUGCAUCAUCAUCAUUUGAAUUCGGACCAACAGAAAAAUGAAACAAAUUCAUCUACAGACGACGACACGCAGGCCCUGUUAGAGGCUCUUGGUUUGGAAGAAGAUGGUCACGGUAAUUUAGUUUCAAAUGCUGCAUCUUAUUUGGAAGAUGAUGAGGAUUUUGAAGUUUCCAGAUUUAUUGAAAAUUAUUGUUGUGGACCAGUGUCAUCUGCUUGUCCUAAUUACAAUAACAAUAAUUCAAACAACCAUUCCACGAUAUUUGAAAACAAUCCUAUCAACAACAACACCAUGCAAACUACAAUAUUUGAUAACCAACAAUUAAUCUCCAAAAAGUAUGGAUUGUUUAACGUGAUGGAUAGUGUUACAACGGAUGGAGAUUGUACUGCAUCGGAAAAACCCAACCAGAUUCAAAAAACGCUUUCUCCAUCAAAAGAACGAAAUUAUAUUUCAGAUAUAUUAGAGGACUCGUCACUCAACAUGACAAUGGAAGCAUUGAACCAGUCUGCUGACUUCCAAUUGAAACAAAUCGAUAGCAUGAUCCAAAAUAUUCUUCAAAAAUACCAAACUCCUCAAAAACAAUCCCAAAAAUUGAGUUCCACCUCGGUUUACAGAAAGCAUGAUUUUCCUACUUCUUCUAAUAAUCCACAAAAUGGCCAACAGGCAACCAAUCAUCCACCACCUUCAAAGUCUUCACCUUCUUCAAAACCUGUAAAGUCAUCAUCCCGCACAUCGUCCAUUAACUUAUUAGCUCAAUAUAAUUCACCAAAAGCUAAGACAUCAUCUAAAACGAAAGCGAAUUAUUCUCCAGCAAAAGAACCAUCAUUGACAGCUCAAUAUCAAGCCAUUUCACCGAAAACAGCUGUAAAGAAUUCUCCCAAAGGAACAUCUCAUUCGAAAAAUUCAACAGCUGUCCUUUCGAAUGAGAAUACCGAACACUCUGAGAAUACAAAAUCCUCGCAUGAAAUUUCAAAAACCUCUUCAUCAUCAUUUAAAGAAAAGGAGGGAGAAACAUUUUUUGAGAGAGCUGUAAAUUGGAAAGCAAAUGUUGAAAAAGCAAACAAACAAAAACAAAAAGAGUUAAAUAGAUCUAUCAAACAAGAAUGCUCCUUCAAGCCAGAAAUUAAUCCUAUAUCUAUUCAAAAACGACAUGAAGAUAACAUGGACGUGCAUGAUCGAUUGUACAUUGACUCAUUCAGAGCAUCUGACAAAAAUGAUGAAAUACGAUACAAACUAACAGAAGAAGAGUUUAGAAAAACUUGUACUUUUAAGCCAAAACUUUUGAAUAAUUUUUCAAUCUCUUCCAAGUACAGAGAUAUUUCCCCUAAAAAAGCCCCACCCACCAAAGAACUUCCCUUAGAUGAAGAAUGUACUUUUAAACCUCAAACCAAUGAUUCCAUAUGUUUUAACAGGAGCUGUAUGGAUUAUUUGAGUGAAGAUGCUUUUUCACGACUGAGCAAAAGAAAAACACCGAAUAUUUCUCGCUCCGAUCCACAUAUUGUUGAGAAUGAAAAAUUCGACAUGUUGUUUAUGAGCAGGCCUAAAUCUGCAGGUAAAUUCACCAGACCUUCUUCGAACUUUCACGAGUUUCUAAAACGGCAACAGGAUUUAAUUGAAGAUCGAGAACGAAAAGUGGAUUUUAUCAAAAUGACAGAACAUCCAUUCAAGCCUUCAAUUAAUGAGAAGAGCGUCGCUAUUGUGAAUCGAACUGAAUUUGAGAAGAGAUGUGAAUUUUAUCAACAAAGAAGAGAACUAACUUUGAAACGAGCGCUCGAUGAGGUACAACAACAGUGUACAUUUAAACCUAGCAUUUCACGUAAGGCCCAAAACUUACCGCAAAAAUCUGCCGAUCAACUUUGUAGAGAUGGAAUUGAGAAAAAGGAAAAGAAAUUGCAACAAUUACAACAGGAAUUAUUGGAUAAGGAGUUACAAGGAGCCACCUUCAAGCCAAAUAUCUCCAAAACAAGGGACAAACAAUUAUCUACUUCCAUUAUUAAUAAUUCUUUCUUGUUAGAAAAGAAACAACAAGAAAAAGAACGGAAAUUGAGGGAGAUUGCCUUUGAAAAUGAAAGAAAACUCAUGAACGAGUGCACCUUUAAACCUGUCAUUCAUGACUCUCCCAGUUACGUUAAAAAGAUUGCUCGAUCCAUGUCAGCCACUAGAACUAGAUAUGCCAAUCAAGUACAGAAUGACAAACCCCAAUGGAGGUAA